This is a messenger RNA of Paramecium tetraurelia, 688 nucleotides long. RefSeq lists its product as uncharacterized. The transcript is spliced from 2 exons. NCBI's taxonomy places the organism in Eukaryota, Ciliophora, Oligohymenophorea, Peniculida, Parameciidae. The record is from RefSeq and is a predicted model, not a curated record.
AUGUUAUAUUCCAUUAGGGAGACUGAUGCAGAAGCAAAUUUGUCUUUAGAUUCAUAAACAGGAAGGAAAUCUUUAAAUUCUGAUGUUUAAAAAAAAUCAUAUAGUCGAUCAUUGCCCAAACAAUAACAUAAUUUAGAUUAGGAGAUAUAAAAAUUAAACGAUAUCAUCGUGUAGUUAAGGAAGGUCGAAUAAUUGCUUCUCAAUUAAGUCAAGGAUUUGAAACAUUAGUUGGAGGAACAAUUCAAAAAUUCGAAUAGAAAUCAGAAAUACAUUGAUGAAUUAAAUAAGGAACUGUAGCAAAUGUCUGAUAAAUUGCAUAGUGAAAUUAUGCACAAUGGGUAAUUACAGAAGAUAAAUAUCGAAUUGAAAAAAACUAUACUAAAAUUGGAAUAAGAAAUAUGUCUGAAGAAUUGCAAAUUUUAAAGUACUAUUAUAUUAAGGAAGAUCUAAAUAUUCCCACGAACAUAAAUUUAUAGAAUCUCUUUUGCAUAUGGUGGUUAGUUGCCAUCCAGACAAUUCAUUUCGAGAACAACCUUCACUUAAAUAGACUUGGAAGUGGCUCAAGUUGAUACUUGCUGAUUAUAUGACACUCAAAUAACAGAGUAGAAAUUUUCAAGAAAACUCUGGUUAAAGUUCAAGUUCAACUAAUAAAUGAAUAUUUAUUUAUUUAAUAUAUAAAAAAAUUUUU